Daphnia pulicaria is the source of this 1758-nucleotide messenger RNA. Its product is annotated as beta-1,4-mannosyl-glycoprotein 4-beta-N-acetylglucosaminyltransferase-like. Gene Ontology annotation, cellular component: membrane. The record is from RefSeq and is a predicted model, not a curated record. The transcript has 6 exons. NCBI's taxonomy places the organism in Eukaryota, Metazoa, Arthropoda, Branchiopoda, Diplostraca, Daphniidae. Gene Ontology annotation, molecular function: beta-1,4-mannosylglycoprotein 4-beta-N-acetylglucosaminyltransferase activity. Gene Ontology annotation, biological process: N-acetylglucosamine metabolic process; protein N-linked glycosylation. Bases 261 to 1742 code for a protein of 493 amino acids.
UGACGUUUGGAACCUUCCAAAGUUAGUUAUCUUGCGCGGUUAGUAGAUGAAUAAUUUCAAAUGGUGUCGGCAAAUUCGGGACUAAAGUCGAAAUCCACCGUAAAAUCUACACAUAGUUGACGUUGUAAGUGCCGUGCUCUUCCUGUCAGUCAAUUUGUUCUUAUUCCCCGAAAUAAGUGUGAUGAAGAAAAGAUUUCAAGGCCGCUAGAGGUGUAAAGUCCUCGAGGGUUCAAAGUAAACAAAACACGUAGUCCACGAAGAUGAUCUCUCGAACCUUGAAAAGUUUUUGGUUUCACCUAAAGCAACACAAACGCGGAUCUCGUCGUUGGAUUGUCUCAAUCGCCAUACUUCAGGUCGUCACGGUCCUCGUCUUCUUUCAUUCAUCGCCCAGUAAUGUUUGGAGAAACCCUUUCGCUGUGCAAAUUCAACAAGUUCAAAAUGAAUUGCAGACUUCCGUCAAUUCUCUGCCGAUGAUUAGCUUCGAUGAAAAUCGAGUCGUCACACUGGAAGAUGACGAGUUUUCGCACUUCCAGCCCGUCGGACUUGCGCCUCUCUGCUACUUGGAGGGAACAUCUGUUUCUAAAACGUUGUCCAGCAAUAGCUCCAAAUGUCUGUGCCGGGCCAAUUAUUUUGGUCACGAAUGUGGCAUCCCGGCUGCCGUUUGGCACCGGACCAUAUCCAAAAAGUAUCAUAGAUGGCCACUGAAGCCACGAAAAGUGCCAAGGAGGAUAAUUCAUGGUCUCAAUAUAAAUCAUGAAAUUGAAUUUUUCCGUGUUCGACUUGAAGAAUUGAAGGAUGCUGUCGACGUAUACAUUGUCUGUGAAUCAAAUUACACAGCCCACGGAGACGCCAAACCACUUCACUUGAUGGAUAAAUUACGGUCGGGUUUCAUGGGGGCAUAUCACUCAAAAAUCGUUCACGUUCCAUUGUACAAGUUCCCGCCGGAGGGUCGAGAAAACGGUUGGUUCAUCGACAUGUACUUGCGGACCUACAUGGGCAUUCACGGAUUGAAGCGAGUCCACGGAGUCCGAUCGGAUGACUUGUUCGUUCUGCUGGAUGCAGAUGAAAUUCCGACACGGGAGGUUCUCAUGUUCCUCAAACUCUACGACGGAUAUCCAGAACCAGUUCGCCUUGCAAUGCGUUGGUCUGUUUUCGGAUUUUUCUGGAAACGGAAGAGGGGCAAACAAACUGGAUCCAUAUUCAACUGGAUAUUGGAUGUUGUAAAAGAAGACGACAAUAACGCCGAAGAUCUACUCGAAGUCACUGCGGUGAGCACAAUGAAUCUGGUGUGGAAAGUCUGUCAAAACAACACAUUUCUCAUUCGCAAAGACAUGACCAACAAUGCCGAUUUCCAGGAGAGGCUAAGUCAGUACCGCACAGAAGGUAACCGCGUUUCACCGUGGACAUCGGGGACGAAACAAGCCUACGCUGGUCACCAUUGCUCAUGGUGCUACAGUCCGGAAGGCAUUCGGACGAAACUGCUAUCGGCACACGCGGACGAUAAACCACGAUGGGGUGACUUUGCUGAAAAACUCGACCUCCGAUACAUUUCUCGACUGAUUCGGGAAGGUGAAUGGUUCGAUUCCUCUCGUCCAUUUGUGAUGGCUGACUUGGAAAAGGAAGAGCAGUACGCACCGAAAUUUAUGCUACAACACCCCCAGCAAUUCAGUCAACUUCUCUAUCCUCCUGACAUGACAAACGAAUUGUAUUCUUCAAACUCCCAUAAUCUUGAUUCCCAAUAAUUAAUUCUUAAAAAGA